Molecule: messenger RNA, 949 nt
Organism: Cercocebus atys (sooty mangabey)
Lineage: Eukaryota; Metazoa; Chordata; Mammalia; Primates; Cercopithecidae
Exons: 5
Coding region: 62-949 (295 amino acids)
Biological process (GO): defense response to bacterium; phagocytosis, recognition; positive regulation of B cell activation
Cellular component (GO): external side of plasma membrane; blood microparticle; immunoglobulin complex, circulating
Molecular function (GO): immunoglobulin receptor binding; antigen binding
Source: RefSeq, a predicted model, not a curated record
CAGCCCUGGGAUUCCCAGGAGUUUCCACUUGGUGAUCAGCACUGAACACAGACCACCAACCAUGGAGUUUGGGCUGAGCUGGGUUCUCCUUGUUGCUAUUUUAAAAGGUGUCAAGUGUGAGGCGCAGCUGAUGGAAUCUGGCGGAGGCUUGGUACAGCCUGGGGGGUCCCUGAGACUCUCCUGUGCAGCCUCUGGAUUCACCUUCAGUAGCUAUGGCAUGAGCUGGGUUCACCAGACCCCAGGGAAGGGGUUGGAGUGGGUAGGAUUAAUUAGAAACAAAGCUGAUGGUGAGACAACAGACUACGCUGCAUCUGUGAAAGGCAGAGUCACUAUCUCCAGAGAUGAUUCGAAAAGCAUCACCUCUCUGCAAAUGAACAACCUGAAAACCGAGGACACGGCCCUCUAUUACUGUCCGAGGAACACAGUGAGGGGAGAUCAGUGUGAGCCCAGACACAAACCUCCCUGCAGGGGCGCGCGCGGCCACCAGGGGGCUCUCGGGACCCACUGCGGACAGGACCAGUCCCAGGAGCAGGUGCAGGGGGAGGUUUCCUUUCUCCUCAGCUGGAAAAAAAGUCAGCUCACUUGUUCAGCUCCUCAGGAGAGAGUCCAGGUUUAUCCUGAUUAUACAACACUCCCAACUUCUGAUGACUCUUCUGUUACCCACAUCCAUGGAGAUAGAAUGUUUACUAUAGAAUUCACCAAACUAAUGUCAAAUGCCCAAGUUGCAAUACCGCACACCAUAGGGUAUGACCUAUCAGGGAAGGACCAGAGUUCCAUGUGCUCUCAGAGAGGAGGGCUCACAGAUGUCCUCUCUGGUUCCCAGGAAAGACCAGCUUCUUCAGUACAUCUUCCUACCUGGAAGAAGACGAAUCUGGGCUUGGCGAGGGGAGGCCCCAGGAAGACCACUGGGUUCUCAGAGGGCACAGCCAGCAUCCUCCUCACAGUGUGA